Molecule: messenger RNA, 1014 nt
Organism: Cucurbita pepo subsp. pepo (vegetable marrow)
Lineage: Eukaryota; Viridiplantae; Streptophyta; Magnoliopsida; Cucurbitales; Cucurbitaceae
Product: protein ELF4-LIKE 3
Biological process (GO): positive regulation of circadian rhythm; entrainment of circadian clock
Source: RefSeq, a predicted model, not a curated record
GUUCCGAUUCCAAGCGUGAUAUGUUCUCUCUCUCCAUUUUAAUUUUAAUUUUAAUUUUUUUGUUGUUUCCAUCAUCUCUCUAGACUUCUCAGAAGACGUCGGAGAUUCGAUUCAAUCGCCGAUCUUUUCCCCUUCUCCUCGGGAAUCACACUUCCUCUUCCUCAACAUCAUGUUCCAGAUUUUCAAGGUACCACCAACACCACCCAUUUUUUUCUUUUUUUCCUGUAAUUAAUUUGAAUUAAUAUGUAAUUGUUGGAUGAAAGUCUCGGAUCCGCUAACGUUAGGAAUCAUCGUGAGUAUAUACUUUUUGGGAAGCUCAAAACAAAGUCACAAGAGGUUAUGUUCAAAGUAGAUAAUAUCAUAUCAGUGCCAAGAGUCGGGUUUUUGGGUUGAAGUGUAGUAAUGGAAGGGGAGACGGUGUCGUCAGGAGGAGGCGUGGGAAAUGGAAGCCAAAUUGAGGGGAAAAUGGUGCAGACAUUUCAGAAGAACUUCGUUCAAGUUCAGGCCAUUUUGGACCAAAACAGAGUGCUAAUCAACGAAAUUAACCAAAAUCAGGAGUCCAAAAUGCCUCAUAAUCUCACCAGAAACGUGGGUUUGAUUCGCGAGCUCAACAACAACAUAAGGAGAGUCGUGGAUUUAUACGCACAUCUCUCCACUUCCUUCACCAAAUCCAUGGAGCUUGCGUCGGAAGGAGACUCCUCCUCCUCCGCCGCCGCCGCCGCCGCCAAGCCUGGCCACAAGCGCAACCGUCCUCCGCCGUAGCAGCCAUGAUAAUAGUCUCAAUUCUUUGGUUACAACAAUAAUUUCGGACAAGUGUAGGAUGUAAUUUGAAGUUAGAUUUUGGAUUUUUGUUGGUGUGAGUGAGAGGUGAUCUGUUUUUUGUUUUUCAUUCUAUUUUUGAAAUGAAUUUGUGUGGAGGAAGGGCAUGAAUUUGGUACUCCUUUGGGUGCUCUUUCAUGAACACAAACCUCCUUUUGGGUGCUCUCCUAUCAACAAAAUACAAAAUUAAUUAAA